AGCACAUGUGAAAAAAUGUCAAGUAGCUAUUAAUGCCUUUAUACAUUUGACCCGCAUUUUUCAGCUUGCCGCACGCUUUGACUAUGAUAGCAAUAUGGGCCCUAUUUUGGUAGGCUGGCGCCUGUGAGCUCAAUGUGAAAAUGCACGUAACUUAUUUUCAUGCCAGGAUAAUGCUUUGGUUCAGCUUGUUUGUAAAUUUGGUAGAUGCACUCCACCUCACCGGGCAUUCUUGCCACGCCUACCAGCGCAUCUGCAAAUUGGGUUAUAAUAAGUAGACUGGAUUUUAAACACACACAAAGCAGGUUUAAAUCGAAGCGCAGGUGGUGUAAUGUGAUUUUGGUGUAUUUGAUCAAGGCGCAGGCAGACAAAUUCAGCACUCUGCGGAUGUGUGUGGCGGAGAUCAUGUAAUUCCAUUUAUAAAUAUGACAUUAGCAUGGGACAAUAACUGGGUGGGGUGGUCACAUGGAUGCAAGAUCAGGGGUGCAAGGGGGUCUCUAAUUGCCCAUAUCACAUGCAUGGCCGACCACAUGAUCGGCAAAAGAAAAAGCUGGCAGUGGCACACUCACGGUAGUUGAAUGUGUGUCAACCGUCACAUUUAUGUUGCACACUGUUUUUUUUGAAGGGGGUAGGGGGGCUGUUAAACAAACCAUGACUUUAAUGAGAAUCUUGUUCAAUGUCUGCAACUGCUCCAGAUAGUCAGAGUGCAUAAAAGGAAGCAAAGCCACUCAAUUAAUCGGUUGGACCCAAUUCUGUGUGUGUGUGUGUGUGUGUAUGCUGUGAUGAAUGAAGAUGUUUUCGCAUGGGUGUGUGAGUGGUAAGAUGUGAAACGAUGUAUCGUAAAGAGACAUUUGCUCAUGGGCCAACUCCAUGAAUACAAAUUCCAGAAAGGACGGGUACACCUUGCGUCUGCUGCCUAAUAGUGAACAGGCGGUGCCCACUUUUUCUUUUUUUUCCUUCUUCCAUCCAAUCACAAAUGCAAACUGCGCUGACUUCAUGGGCACUGACUCAUCCAUUCAUACAUUUGAGUUUAUUAUUUAUUAUAAACGAAUGCCAUUCAGAGUUAUGGGGGCCACAUAUUUAUAAUGAGGGAGCCAUUGUCCCACAGCAAUGGCGCUACUGAAACGCAGCAGGUGAGUUUGUCAUGGGAGGGAGAGAAAAAAGCUAAAUUGUUACUUUGUGUAAUGUCAUGUGCUGGUUUAGUUGGUUCAUCCCCAUGUGACAUCAUCAUAAGGGUAUAAAUGGCUGGAAAAAAGUUAAACUGAUGGUCACUUUUGAAGCAGCAAAGAGAGCAAGUGUAUGUGUGUGUGUGUGUGUGUGUGUCUGUGUGUGUGAGAGAAAAAGAGAGAGAAAGAGAGAGAGAGAAAGGGGGAGGAGACAGCAAAGGAAGGGAGCAGGACAAUAUAGUAAAAGGGUUGAGGUCCAACAGGGAGUUGAUUCAUUCACUCACACUCAUGCAGCUUCUUUGCAUGCACACACAUUAGCACCUGCACAGUGUUUUAAGCAACACACGCGGGAAGAAAGUGUACAUUUGGAUACGACAUGGAGGGAGUAUUACACAACAUAGUUGAAGAGUAUUUACAUGACAGACUUAUACUUGCUCUAGUUCAGAAAAGCUAGACAAGAGUCCACACAAGACUUGACACAAUCCAAUCUGUCCAAAGGAGCAGAAGGGAGAACCGAGGGAUCGGAACACUGGAGCUCAAGGAUAAGCCAUGGACACUGUGUACAUCCCAACCCACCUGGAGGUCCACCAUGCUCCUUGCUAACCUCCUGCUCCUCAUGGUCCUGCCGCUACCUCAAGCCUCGUCCGGUGGCCAGGGUGACACCGGCGAGGUCGACAAUGGCAGGCUAGCCGGCGCGUCGCCGGCCACCUCGAAUCCCCUGCCGAUUGGGUCCCGCCCACAGCCGGGCCUGACUCAGACCAUCCAGAGUCUCUUGCUGAGCCGCCUGGGCCUGCAGUCACAGCCCAACCCUCGGCCCGGCGCGCCGAUCCCUCAGUACCUCAUGGAUCUGUACCGCUUCCACCAGCAGCAGUACCACCUGCUGGAGGACCCAACAUUCAGCUUCCCCAGCCAGCAUGUGCGGCAAGCCAACACCAUACGCAGCUUUCACCACACCGAGCCCCUCACAGCGGAGGACCACAAACGGGCCUAUAUCUCCUUCAACAUCUCCUCCAUCCCCUUGGAUGAGAAGGACCCUCAACCCACCCUGCUCGAGACCAGACUCCUCACCGCUGAGCCUCAAAGUCAUCCAGCCGGCCGCCUUUGGGAAGCCUUCAGCCUGAAGGCAGAGCUUUUUGAUUUGGCCCUGAACGGAGCCGACCACCUAGGCUUCCUCCUGGAGGUGGUAUCAGAGAACAGCACCGGUCGGGGAGAAGGGCAACAACAUCAGGGGGGCCACUUGAGGGUGUGCAGGUCUGUGGAGCAGGAUGAGCACAGCUGGGCCCAGGAGAGGCCCCUCUUGGUGACAUAUAGUCACGACGGGCGUGGAGAGCCUUUGGUCAAGCACGGCAGGAGGAACGUCAGCGCGGUGCCCAGGAAAAGCUGGAAUAGGGACCAAAAGCGGAGCCGGUAUAAAACGUACAAAACACCGAGCUGGGGGGGCCAACCUGGAAGGGUGAAACGAAACGGCGGUCGCGCGGCCAAACUCAAGCGCCUCUCCCGCAACCGCUGCCGCCGCCAUCCCCUCUACGUGGAUUUUAACGACGUGGGCUGGCACAAGUGGAUCAUCGCGCCCAGCGGCUACGACGCGUUCUUCUGCCUGGGCGAGUGCCGCUUCCCCCUGGCCGACCACAUGAAUUCCUCCAGCCACGCCAUGGUGCAGACACUGGUCAACUCGGUCAACGGCGCCGUGCCACGGGCCUGCUGCGUACCCACAUCACUCAGCCCCAUUGCCCUGCUCUACCUGGACCCCCAGGACCGCGUGGUGCUGAAGAACUACCAGGACAUGGUGGUGGAGGGCUGCGGAUGCCGGUAGCGUGCUGAACAGAAACCGUCCUGGGAGGAAGACGAUGGUGGGAUGACGCAUAAAUGCUCUCCAGUGAGGGAAAUCUCAGCCUAAGCAUAAACGUCAGAAAAAGUUGUCCUGCUUUUCCAUUGCACGGGUACGACAAGAUGUGAAGAAGACACAAAAGUCAGACAACUUUCAACUGGGGGCGUCUACAGCAGCCAAAAUGGAGGGAGCAAAACAGCUAAAGCAGGGUACACGCAUAUAGUUAAUUGGAUCAUAUUUGAGCAUUUUGACCCCCGCAGUCAGCAAAAGGCCGAUUAUCAGAUGCCUGUGAAAGAUCACCCUGAGCGAUUGUCCUGUGUGUUCAGAGUGAUUUCCCCCCCCCCCCCCCCCCCCCCGAUUAAUCGAUUACUCAACAAAUAAACUUUACUUCUCCACAAUGACUUUUGGACUGUGAUGUCCACUAGUUGCUAGUAAGGGUCUAACCGAUGAGACAACUAGUUGACGUGUCACAAGCUGUUAAUAGGGAUUGAGUGGAUUUAUUGACAAAUCGACUAUACUGUUUCACACCGACUUUAAAUGCCUGAAGUCAACUAAUUACUAAUCAUUCGAUUUUGUCAUCCCAAACAAAUUUGAGCAUUUUUACACUCUUACAAUUAAUGUCAACAAAGGCCUGGUUAU
Messenger RNA from Hippocampus zosterae (dwarf seahorse), 3630 nucleotides. It is a transcript of the gene bmp16, whose product is annotated as bone morphogenetic protein 16. The record is from RefSeq and is a predicted model, not a curated record. The transcript is spliced from 4 exons. Gene Ontology annotation, biological process: BMP signaling pathway; SMAD protein signal transduction. Gene Ontology annotation, cellular component: extracellular region. Bases 1753 to 2976 code for a protein of 407 amino acids. NCBI's taxonomy places the organism in Eukaryota, Metazoa, Chordata, Actinopteri, Syngnathiformes, Syngnathidae. Gene Ontology annotation, molecular function: growth factor activity; cytokine activity.